GAUUGCGAAAGUUGGGAAUUGGGCAAGAUCAUAUCUAAACGAAACAGGGAAGGAAAAUAAUGGCUCUAAUAGAAAAACUCCUCGAACUUCUCCUUCAUUUUAGAAGGACCUAUCCCAAAGCUUUCUUCCUGUCCGGUUUCCUUUUCUUUACCAUGUUUUUUAUAGUCCCAAGAAUUCGCCGAAAGCUAAAGAAGCGUGGUUCGAACCCUUUCGCGUUCGACUGCCGCCGAUCUGUGCAACCUCUGGUUCUUGAUCAAGGAGAGCGAGAUAAAGUUAUCAAGCAAGGAUUUGUUGCUCGUAAAGUUCCUGAGAACCUUGAUGCCAUCGUAAUCGGUAGCGGGAUUGGAGGUCUGUCUGCUGCAGCGCUUUUGGCUAAAUCGGGGAAGAAAGUUUUAGUUUUGGAACAACACGAUCAAGCUGGAGGCUGUUGCCACUCCUUCGUUGACAAAGGUAAAAAAGAAGAAAAUCAAGGGAUUAAAUUUAGAGAUUUUUAUUGAGACAUUGUUAUUAAAGAGUAAGAUCAUACACUGCCCAUUUAUCGUGCAUACAAGCACAGGUAGCCCAAGCUAACUAUGAGAGGCUCUACUUAGUAUGUGUAAUAAAAUGGUGACGUGUGAAAUUAGGAAUAAUUUCACGCGCGUUUUGUCCAAAUCCUAACAAUUUCCCUCGCCUUUAGGAUUUGGACAAAACGCAAGUGAAAUUAUUCCCUAAUUUCAUGAGUAUACCAUUUGAUUACCUAUUAAUACCAUGGGUGACGAAUAACAUUAGCAAUCUUGGAUUUUUGACAUGUUUAUCUUGGAUCGUAACGAUCGAGAACUCCACUCUCUCAAAUGUUUAGACCUUAAAUUUGACUUAUAAAGUUCAGAAUUUUCUAGACUUUUCCGGCAAAAUACCUGUUAGAAUCCUUCUUGAUGUUCUCUUGUGUGUUCAGGUUUUCUAAAGCGUCUUUUUGUGCCCUGACAUCUUCAUUCACAGCAUUUUAAAACUUCGUGGCCAUCUUGACACUGAGACGUACGGACGGGUUGCCAUGGCAAUUUUAUAAUUUCACAUGUGAAAUUACAAAUUAACGCUGAAAUUUCGCGCCAAAAUUAAGGAGUAAUUCGUCACCUAUGAUAUUAGCUAAUUAAUUAAGCUUGCAUUUAGUAUUUUCUUUUGUUUAUUUGUGUGUUGACUUUGUUUUAGCUCUCAUAGGAUACCAAGAACUUGAGAAUAACACUACCCUGCUAAGCUAAUUAGUUAUUCAUACAGCAAGAAAAUUAGAAGACAUUGUAUGAGAAAUAUUCUUUGGUCACCAAAUUAGCAAAAUGGGCAUUGAAUAUUGCUUUAAAGCUUACCUUUAGGGUUUUCUUGUUUUUCUUUGUCUUCUGACUGUAUUUCAGACCGCCUAGGCACUGUUUAAUGCCUUUUUUUUUAGCGAUAGUUUUUCACCCUGAUGACAGAAGAGAGAAAAAAAGAGAAGGUUGACAAACCUCUCUUGACCGGGUCUGUUCUUUUGGCAGCGAUAAAUUCCAUGACAUUUGUGACAUGGAGACAAUUCCACUAGAAACAGAUGUUCUGAUGAAAAAUGCCUAUUUUCCAUCAUUCACAAUGCCAAAAACCCCAUUUCAAAGGUCCUAAAUCACCAAAGAAGUGGACAAUACAUGGCCGGGGGCUAGGCGCAUCGAGGGCAGCCCCACAGGGCACUGAAGGGUAGGGGCCCAAGACACGAACCCUGAGGAACACCAAAUGGCAAGGGAUAAUAAUCCGAUGUCUCUCCAUUUACUGACACGCGCUAGCUACGUCCAGAUAUAUGCAGAUACAUGCAAAGUUGUUUUUUGCUAAUUAGACCCAAUCAGUCAUUUUUGUUAGCCCUGGCUAAAUCUAUAUAUUAUCAGCUGUUGUGUGAAAUGGUAUGAGAUUGCUUUAGAAACCUAACACAGCAGCCCAUGGGCUUGACAAGGUUCUUAAGAAAUGUAACCAGAUUUGAACCCUACAGUCAAGAGUGUUUUGGGUACACUAAAUUUGGCUGCCUAGUAAAAAUUGUACUUCCUCUUCCUUCACUGCUUUCUCCCUCAUCAGUUGGCUAACAAUAUUUAUCUUUCUUGGUGUGGCAGGCUAUGAAUAUGACCCAGGAAUUCACUACAUCGGGGAGAUGGAAUGCAAUGGUAUGUUACGACUUCUCUCUGAUCAGCUUACUGAAGGUCAGCUGGUGUGGGCUCCUCUAGAAACACAGUUUGAUACUGUAAUUAUUGGAGAUGGAGAAAACCAGAGGAAAUAUCCGGUCUGUGGUGGAAGAAAUGGUGAAUACAGGAAAGCCUUGUGUGACAGUUUUCCAGCAGAGAAGGGAGCUAUUGACAAGUACAUGGAUUUACUUAAAGUGAGUUUAAAUAGCUUCAAAUUGCUUUUUUGAGUGUUUUGUGAUGUUUGCAAGUGUUGCUUUUCUCUUGAAUAACUGGCAGUGAAAAUUAUUCUAAGCUUAGGGAAUUUUUGUCAUAGAUGUUGAUGAUUAAGAGUUGAAUAUUGGUUUGCUUGCUCAUAUACCGAUAAUAUAUCAUUAAUGAAAAAGAGAGUACAUUACGCAGGAAACUAAAGAAACUUUGAUCAACAGUGUCUGACAUAACCCUAACACUAGUGUUAGUGUUAGAGUGCUUGGCCUAGCUGAUCACAUACAUGCUAUUGUUAGAGUAAGGGAGUUCCAGUUAUAAAAAUCAUGUUUAGAGGGUCAACAAUGUUAUAUGUUGUCAUGAAAGAUAUCUAAGUAUCUUGUUACACUGACACACUUCUACGUGAUUUCUGGUCAGGAAUGUCGAAAAUCUAUUAUUGGUUAUGUGGCAUUUAAAUUGAUGCCAGUGUGGCUUGCAACAAUCAUGUUCAAGACUGGUCUAGUGCACUGGAUGACAAAUUUUUUCAAGUUUUCCAAGAGAACAGUGUCUGAGGUGUUGAGUGAGUUAACCAGCAAUAAAGAUCUUCAAACUGUCCUGGCAUAUAACUUUGGCGAUUAUGGUAUGAGUUUCAUAUUUAUUGACUAGAUGAUAUAAACUAAAUUACACUUCAGGGACACUAUCAAAGCUGUUAUUUUUAAUUACCUUUUCAGGGUCAAAAAAAUGCAUAAAAUGCCCAAAAUGAAUUGCACUAAAAGCUAAAAGAUUGCUUAUAGCUGUCACUAAAAUUUCAGGUUUGCCAGUUAUACAGUUGAACCUCUUUACAACGGCCACCUUGGGAACAGAGGAAAGUGUUCAUUAUAGAGAGGUGGCCGUUGUAGAGAGGUUUUAAACAAGAGUCAAUGUAUGGAUUUUUUGUCCAGCAGGACGAAAAAAAGUGGCCUUUGUAGAGAGGUGUCUGUUAUAAGGCCGUAAGAGGAGGUUUGACUGUAUGCAAUUAGCUGGCAGGAAUUGAUCAGCUAGUAAGUUCUUUUGGUUCAUUUUCCUUUUGUUUCCUAUAAUAGCUGUUGGGGGUCCUGCUCCCCAGUCCCCUGUCCUCACUGACGGCCCUGAUGGCAGUGAUGUGUUGCAAUGCCUAUGGGGCAACCACUGGCUGAUUUGUUAGUCGCAUUGCCCAAGAAUAAACGUGUAUUCCUUGUAGAUAAUUGACUACCCUGCAUGGCAGGCAGUAAAAGGGAAAGGGGUAUGGGGAAAAUUCAGGCACGUAAGGGUUCCCCCCCUCCUUGUUUGCCCCUCACCCUCUUGUGCAUCCAAAAGCCCCGUCCUCUUCCCCUUUCAGCACCUGCCACGUAAGCUAAUAAAUAACGAUUGAUUAUAAAAGGGACUUUAUUGUCGUGGAGAUGUGGCUUUUAUUGUAAUAGUUGUGUGGAAUUUACCACAUAUCUCAAACCUUGUGUCUGCAGUAAAAGUUGUUUAGUCUUUUUUGUUGUUUUGUCCUCUUAUUCAUUUUUUUUUUGAGCAGGAACCCUGCCAGGUGAAGGAAGUUUUUCUAUGCAUUCUAUACUUGCAAACCAUUAUUUAUAUGGAGCUUCAUAUCCUCGUGGAGGAGCAAGUGAAAUAGCUUUUCAUAUAAUUCCUGUCAUUGAGAAAGUAGGCGGCAAGGUGUUAGUAAGGGCAAAUGUUUCCAAGAUUCUUGUAGAUGAAAGUUCUGGUAAAGUUCAAGGUAAGUCAGCUUACUCAACUGUUAGUUUGGUCGUUGUGUUCUUUUUGCCCAUUGGUAGCGAAAACAUUUUUUACUUCGGUCAUUUGAAUUAAGAAUUAUUUAUGCAACUGAAUACGUAAAUCAAUUGUAGAAGGAAGAAAUAUGGACUCAACAUCUCACGGCGUAUUUUCCUGUGGUGACGAUUCUAAGUGAAGUUCAACAUAAAGAUUUACAGUGUAGGAAGCAGAAAAAAGUGAGACCAGUGUGUACCCAGACCAGCCUAGGAAAGGGUGGCUGUAAACAAAGUUAUUCACGUUACUGGAGAACUAACAGCAGUAUUAUGCUUUUCAGGGGUUCAAGUUGAGAAAGGUGGAGACCAGGUGGAUAUUCACGCUCCAAUUGUAAUUUCCGCGGCGGGUGUCUACAACACGUUUGAGAAUCUUUUACGUCAUAAAAGCACCGUGACUGACAAUUCUCUUCUGAAAACUAAAGGUGUUCGGCAUGGCUACGGUGCCAUGUCUGUGUACGUAGGGCUAAAGGCCACUAAGGAAGAGUUGGGACUUAAGGCCCAGAAUGUAUGGGCCUUUACAGGAGAUGAUCUGGAUAAAAUCACUAAAGACUACCUAGAAAUGGAUGCAUCUACUGUUGGUACUGAGGACAUUCCGCUGUUGUUUAUAUCAUUUCCGUCCACCAAGGAUCCUGAAUGGGACAGACGGUACCCUGGUAAGUUAACACCUCAUCUGUGAUAGUUGGUAUUUUUAACCCUGUUAAGUUCAAUUUGAAUUAUUUGUUUCGGGCAUUUGCUCGGCCGCAUUAGCAUUAGUGCUAUAAAUAUUGCCGAGGGUGAAUAACGGAAUUAUUAUUAUUAUUAUUAAGGGCGAAGAAACUCCUUCCUUUCUCUCUCCACCCCCUCCCCCUUCAAUGUCAAAUGUCCUCAAAUAUACCCCAAAGGAAGGCCUGCCUGAUACUCGGGCUACGGUAAAGGAAACCAGAAACUCAUAAGGGGUGAAACUGAGGAAAACCCUGCCAGGUGAAUGUCAAUAUCAAUCUACACCCACUAAGCUUUACCAACAAAAUUAAUUGUAGAACCACUGUAGUUUACCCUGUGAUUUGUUGCAAAGUUAAUCUCGCCCUUGUGUUAUUCUGCCGUCAACAUUCGCAGGUAAAACCACGUGCACGAUCAUAACCUUGGCGCGGUAUGAGUGGUUCGAGCAAUGGGAAAACGAGCGGGUCAUGAAGCGAGGCGCAGAAUAUGAGGAAAUUAAAAACCGCAUUGGUAAACGCAUAUGGGAACAGACUUGCAAGCUCUUUCCACAGAUUCGUGACAAGGUGGAUUUCUUUGAUGUAGGAAGCCCUCUUAGCAAUAGGUACGCUAAUACAAUUUACCUACAUUUCACUGAAGUAUAUCUUCGCAGUAAGACGCCUGGAUUACGCAGGCACGGUUAAAGAGAGUAAAGGGGAAUGCAAAGCUUACCCCAUAGUACUACACCUUACAAUGUAAGUUUAAUGGACUUCAUUCCCCUCUUAAUCCUUUUGGUUUUACAGUAUACUAGGCAAAACAUUGAUUACUUGGAACCACACUCCAAAGUGAGGGGAAAAAGGACGAAUACCCUGCGGGUAGAGGUUUCUCUCUUGCAUGGCAUUUAGCAUUAACGAAGUCGUUCGCGUGGCUUGUCGGUUGUAUGAACAAACCAACUACGCGACAGACAAGCCACGCGAACGACUUCGUAAACGCUAAAAGCCAUGAAAACGGCCGAUUUAGACUUUUAGAUGUUUGCUUACGUACGCAACUAGCAUACGUAAAGACUUUACACCAUCCCCACGCGCACAAUCUUCACUUGCGACAUCAACAAUGUGUCGUACGAAUGUUGUGGGUCUUACAUUUACACGACACGAUCUGUCGUGAAGUCAUGAUGCAUGCUAGUUGCGUACUAUAGUCGUAAGCAAAAAUCUUACAGUCUAAAUCGGCUUUUAGAGAGAAACCUAUGCUCGCAGGGUAAAUGAUGAAUAACGGGGCGAGCGCGAAGAAAGAGGCGAACCGAGCGGGUUACCCCUCCCCAGUCCCUCGUUCCUAGUCCCAGGCUAAAUAGUACAGUGUAGAAAAAAAAUAAAUUGAUACUUUUCUUGCAGGUACUACAUCGCGGCGCCCCGUGGGGAGAUCUACGGUAUUGACCAUCACGUAGAUCGCUUCAGUCCCCAAUCGGCUGUAAAGCUUCGACCGGAAACCCCAAUCCGUGGGUUAUACCUGACUGGGCAGGAUAUCAUGAGCUGUGGGUUUGCAGGAGCUAUGACUAGUGGUGUUAUAACUGCUUCAGCUGUAUUGAAGAGGAAUUUAUUCACCGACAUCAGCCGUCUACAAAAGGAGCUGAAGAAAACACGCUGAGCCGUGCGUGAAAUGGACCUCAGUAUUUUAAAGGUGGCUCAGUUUACAAUUUUCAUGGUUAAAAAUUGUUCUUGUGUUAUUGCAUUUUAUUAAAAGACGAACAGCACAGGAAAGAAGUGAUUAUAUAAUCACCGGCAAAAGUUUUAACCAUUCUUGAGACUUUGCAGCGUAACGAACCUUUGCUUUGGCAAAAUGCAACUGAAGAACUUUCCGUUGAAUGGGGUCAGUCACUUAUUUUAAGAAUGGUCAGACUUUGGGAUUUCAUCCUUUGUCAAACUCGGGAGAAGAGACAGACCGACCUUAACAGCAUAAUACAGUACUUUCUUCGUAGAAAAUACUGCUUGAUACAAAGUGAAAUAAUUGAAUUAUUUCAGAUUGAAUGCUAUUAGGCAAUGCUGUUAAGGUGU
Porites evermanni is the source of this 6852-nucleotide messenger RNA. The record is from the annotation of a GenBank genome assembly. Lineage: Eukaryota; Metazoa; Cnidaria; Anthozoa; Scleractinia; Poritidae.